Molecule: messenger RNA, 780 nt
Organism: Mycotypha africana
Lineage: Eukaryota; Fungi; Mucoromycota; Mucoromycetes; Mucorales; Mycotyphaceae
Exons: 2
Coding region: 1-780 (259 amino acids)
Biological process (GO): regulation of transcription by RNA polymerase II
Cellular component (GO): nucleus
Molecular function (GO): DNA-binding transcription activator activity, RNA polymerase II-specific; RNA polymerase II transcription regulatory region sequence-specific DNA binding
Source: RefSeq, a predicted model, not a curated record
AUGGAUCAGAUCUUCGUACCUCCUUCGUCUUCUUCUGCCAUUGAUAAUCUUAUCUUUGACGCAUUUAUGAAUGAUACAACAGAACUAGAUAUUGAAGCACAUCUAGAUCUUUGGGCUAAUACCCAAUUCAAAUACGAUACAGUACCAGGCGCUGCUCUUACCAAAAGUCCCAAGACCUCGCCUACAACAACAGCUGGUAGUAGUAGUAACUCAAGUAUCACUUACGGCGAUUUGGCCAACUAUUUAGACUUUGAACUUCCACAACAGCAGCAACAGCAGCAACAGCAUUUGAUUCAACACCGUCAGCAACCGUCAAUUAAGUCAGCACCUCGUCAACAAUUAUUAUUACCAAAGAUCGAUCAAGAAACGAGCAAAGAAGUUAUCGACAAACUCAUACUUUUAUCAGCUGAAAAUGAUCUGGUAACUCCUUCUUCGUCGUCAUUAUUGUCUUCAACACAAUCCCAAGUUGCAAAUCCGGUUCUUAUAACGACUCCUAACAUGACGAUUUCCUCAACUAACAGCAGUAAUUCAAAUUAUCAGCCAUCAAAAACCGCAGUUGAAGAGGAAAAACGACGAAGAAAUACAGCUGCCAGUGCACGUUUCCGCGUUAAAAAGAAACUCAAAGAAAAAGCUAUGGAGCAAACAGUUCAAGAAAUGACAGAAAAGUCAACCAAGCUUGAGACUCGUGUUCGUGAAUUAGAGUUGGAAAUCAAGUUUUUAAGAGGGCUUUUGAUUGAGAAGAAUAGCAGUGGUAUUGAUAGUUCAACACCUGAAAAAUAA